Molecule: messenger RNA, 1747 nt
Organism: Corticium candelabrum
Lineage: Eukaryota; Metazoa; Porifera; Homoscleromorpha; Homosclerophorida; Plakinidae
Product: protein downstream neighbor of son homolog
Exons: 6
Coding region: 39-1685 (548 amino acids)
Biological process (GO): nuclear DNA replication
Cellular component (GO): nucleus
Source: RefSeq, a predicted model, not a curated record
UCCGUUACCCGCCACUUUUCGAAUCGUGUGACACCGUAAUGGAAGAAGCUGCAGACCACAACACAAAGAGAUGGCUGAAGCCGGAAGAAAUAAUGCAGAGACGCCGCGCAACUAGAACAAACUCCACAAACGACUCUAGAAAGCGACGGCCCCUCGACGACUGCACGACAGAAACGCUCAACAGGAAAACAGCCAAACGCCAGAAUCCCUUCAUCAUCACAAGCUCCAAAGACAAACCAGAAAUCGACGAAGGAAAGAGCAAGAACACAGUCGAACAGAGAGAUAUCAUUGAUAUCAAUGACUUCAUAGAGAGACUGGAUACAGACGCAAACAAGGUGAGGGAGAUUGAAGAAGAGAAGGUUGGUGGUGUGAUGGAUCAGGAUGGCUGGUGUGACUGUUGCCCGACGGAUUGGAGUUUGAAGACGCGACUACGAGUGACGUCUCGACGCUCGUUGGCUUGGUGUUCGCAUAUGAAGACAUGCCGCGAGGCCGAUGGCUUGUGUGGCUUUGUUCAGUGUACGGGGUAUCAGACUGAGGAUUGCCAACCGGCUUUCAAGCGGUGUUUACUUCAGUGGGUCUAUCCCAGUCUCCCAUGGCUGCAGCUCUUUCCUCGUACACAAUCAGACGUCAAACAUCAUUCGACAAGCGAACUCGAUCCACAGUGCUGCACUGCACUACAGGAAGAAUGGAGAGAGAGCUUUCGCUCUGUGUAUCACAUGUUACGUUCCGAUCGCUGUCCGUUCUUCUACCUCUGUGCAGCACACUUUACGGUCGUCUUCAGAGUCAAGGGAAUGGGAGGAAGCGCAACAAUACAUGCUCUGCUCACACCAUCAACGAAAGGCAUUCGAGAUGCAUUGAGUAGAGAAAGUGUUCAGUAUUCUAUGCCUUUCAUGUCUCAAUCAUGCACACCAUCUUCUGAUGUCACUGCAGCGACUACAAAUUUUUCUAGCGCGGCACCUUGUAAUACAGAGACUGUGUCCAGGACGGACAAAGACUGUGAUGACAUUGACUCUUAUUCUUCCGGUAGCGGUGACACCACCGAACCUCACGACUGGCUGGAAAGCAUGGGGUUGGACACGACGGCGUUCCCAACUCUCGACCCAAACCAGAUUGCAUUACAUAAGCUCAGGGUUGGUCACAUCGAUGAUCGACCUGCUUCCAUGCUCUUGAUUAGCGGGUUGCUCAACGUUCAAGCCCUCUUCAACUACCUACUAAACAGCACAACAAUAAUACCCGUUGUCGGUGCACAUGCAGGAAUUCCACCAACAAUACUGUCCCCAAGACCGUUUGAAGGAGCAACACUGAAAUGCCAGAGGGCUCGUUACUCUGUCAUUCAAGUGGCCCAAGGAAUAGACUCAAAACGAGAAGACCGAGCCAUGCAGCAAUUCCAUUGUGUUGACAUCUCGGGUCCCAUUCUACCACACCAACUGGUACAGUUAUGUCAACUGCUUGACACAACACAGGACGGUGACUACAGCGUUGCACUGGCGACCCAUAAGCCGACGGUCGCUUUCAAUUGCAGCAUGGUUGGUAACGGCAACGUUGAAAUGACGGAAUCGGAUGCAGUUAGGUAUGGUAUGAGAUGGGAGACGCUACAGCUUCUCUCCAAGACAGGAAGUGAGAAAAUGAAUGGACUUGGUACGAGAAAUGUGUUGUGUACAGAACAUCUGUAUAGAUGGACGUAGCUUGGUUAAUAAGAGUGUAGAAUUAUCAUAAUAAAUACAUUUGCGGAAUAAAUAUUUGUGGG